UGCUUCGAUACUUCGCUGCGGUUCCUGAACCUCCGAGUCUUCUCCAGAAUAUCGUUCCGGAUUCCAAUCCACUCUCUAUAAAUCCGCCACUGAUGCUUAGGGACCCCUCUCUCUUCUAGCUGUUUUCAGAAGACAAACGAAUAUUGCAAUUAGGGCUUUUCUCACCCUCUUUUUCUGUCUUCAGCAGUACUCUAAUGGCGAAGGACGGACCCAAUUGGGACGGGUUGCUCAAGUGGAGUCUCUCUCACUCCGAUGGAACUCGUUCCAAUCGAAAUUUGAGUGAGGAGGAUAGAAGAUGGUUCAUGGAAGCUAUGCAAGCCCAGACUGUAGAUGUUGUUAGGCGAAUGAAAGAGAUAAGUCUUGUCAUGCAGACUCCUGAGCAAGUGCUGGAGGAGCAAGGAGUUACUGCUGCUGACCUGGAAGACAUGUUAGAUGAACUACAGGAGCAUGUAGAGUCCAUAGACAUGGCUAAUGAUCUUCACUCCAUUGGGGGUUUGGUCCCUCUUCUUGGUUACUUGAAGAAUUCCCAUUCUAAUAUUAGAGCAAAGGCUGCAGAAGUUGUGACAACAAUUGUUCAGAACAACCCUAGGAGUCAACAAUUGGUAAUGGAAUCAAAUGGCUUGGAACCUUUGCUUUCAAAUUUUACUUCAGAUCCUGAUGUCACUGCUCGUACCAAAGCACUUGGAGCAAUAUCCUCUUUAAUCAGGCACAACAAACCAGGAAUUGUUGCAUUUCGACUUGCUAAUGGAUAUGCUGCACUUAGAGAUGCUUUGAGUUCUGAGAAUGUGAAAUUUCAAAGGAAAGCCCUUAACUUAAUCCACUAUUUGCUGCAUGAAAAUCAUUUGGACUGUGAUGUUGUAACUGAGCUAGGAUUUCCUCGCAUUAUGAUGCACCUUGCCUCCAGUGAAGAUGCAGAUGUGCGUGAGGCUGCACUUCGUGGGCUUCUUGAGCUCGCCCGUGACAGGCCUGGUGGAGCAGAUGGUAGUUUGGGUAAAGAAGAUGAGAAACUGAAGCAAAUUCUUGAAGAACGGAUUAAUGGUAUCAGCUUGAUGUCACAGGAGGAUCUGGGGGCUGCUAGGGAGGAGAGGCACCUUGUGGACUCCCUUUGGAACGCCUGUUAUAAGGAGCCAUCUUCUCUUCAAGAGAAGGGGCUUCUUGUUCUUCCAGGGGAGGAUGCAGCUCCCCCAGAUGUCGCCAGCAAACAUUUUGAACCUCCUCUUCGAGCAUGGGCUGCAAGGCCAGAAGUCCAUGCAAACGAAGGAACUGAAAAGAAAGAAGCGCCUUUAUUGCUAGGUCCUGGUCCUCCACCAGGUGCCACUCAUAUAGAGAGUAGCUCAACUUCAGAUGCUAAUGCAGGGGACAACCUUACCAACACAAGACAGUAAUGCAGCAUAGGCCAUUCUUAGGUUUAGUUUAAAGCGUUUUCAUGGGAUUUUAUUGCUGAUCUCGUUGUUUCUAAGAGAGUAAUUUUUGCCCCAUAUCCGCCCACCAUCAUGUAGCUCCACCCCCCUCAGAUUAGCACUUCGAUGUUUUCUUCCGGGUUUGAGAAAUGGCAACUACGUUUUUUCUGGCUUGUACAAGAUUCGCUGGUUCUAAGGAUGCAUGUUUGUUAAUCUAUUUAUUGGCAAGAAACACUUGAAACUUGCCUACUGCCUGCCUGUUAAAGUUGGUGGUCUUGUAAAUGAGUCCACUGUGAUUCAAUUUGCUGUUAAUAAUAUCUGAGACGCAUUCGGUUGUGGUGAC
Molecule: messenger RNA, 1743 nt
Organism: Diospyros lotus (date-plum)
Lineage: Eukaryota; Viridiplantae; Streptophyta; Magnoliopsida; Ericales; Ebenaceae
Exons: 6
Coding region: 195-1385 (396 amino acids)
Molecular function (GO): protein binding
Source: RefSeq, a predicted model, not a curated record